This is a messenger RNA of Macrosiphum euphorbiae (potato aphid), 597 nucleotides long. Lineage: Eukaryota; Metazoa; Arthropoda; Insecta; Hemiptera; Aphididae. The record is from the annotation of a GenBank genome assembly.
AUGGAAAAUAAAAUUCAAUUAAUUCAAUCCGAAAAAGGAAAACAGUUAGUUCUUUUAAAUUUUAAUAAGUAUAGGCAUGUAAGAACACGUAAAAACGGAAUGCGUAAAUGGCUUUGCACAGUUAAAACUUGUUACGCUAGCAUAGUUACUGAUGCGCAUAAGACGUCUAUUGUAAAUAUUAUUGGUGAGCAUACGCAUGAAUCUAAUUCUGAAGUGAAAACAGAACGACAAAUUUUGCGAGAAAAUUGUAAAAGACAAGCAGACGAUGGAAUUUCAACACGACCUAUCAAAAUUAUUAGAAAAGAACUAAUGAAUAGUGUAAGUUGUAAUUUCGAAAUGAAAGACAUUAUUUCAGUUUGGAAAGCUAUGUAUGAUAAGAGAAGACAAUCGUAUCCCCUAUUUCCAACUUCAUUAGAUGAUGCUAUACGUCAGUUACAAAAUAUGAAAGAAGAUAAUUGUUGUAUGCUGUUAGAAGAAAAUUUUGUUCAUGUUUCAACUGAAAAAAAUUUAGUUUGCAUUACAAAUAAAGAAAAUUUUGCAGUUUUUGAUGAAUUGUUCAGAGCUAUUUGCAGAUUGUACAUUUCAAUACGCACCUAA